AUGAACUCGAAAAAUGAUGUGGGCGAAAGCCUGCUGUGCGGGGGGGAGGACAUUUCGGCGCUCGUCGUCGACAUGGGGUUCAGCACAACAAAAAUUGGCCACAACCAGGAAGACACCCCUAGGGUGUUUUUGCGAAGUACCUGCGGGGAGGACAUAUCACCUGGAGGGAACGCUACUGAUUCGAACGAUGCUGCCAGCGCAGGUAUCCGUGAUAAUCGCCACCCGAAGUUGAAAUUCCCUCUGAAUCUGCACAACCCAAAAGAAUAUAUUCGCAUAAAACCGCUCUUCGAGAGAAACCCAGUGGACAACACAACACACAUGAACAGUGAUGUAUUCGAGAAGAUCCUGCAGUAUGGCAUCGAAGGAGUAGAGUCAAGGAGAGUCUUCGAAUGCACAGAUGAAAUUGUCGAUCCGAUAAAGUUGGGUGGACUAAACUUACAAAUGGAUGAACAUCCAAUUCUGUUAUCCGAAGAGAACAUACACAACCACAAAGUGAGAGAACAAAUGACGGAAAUACUUUUUGAAACGUUUAACAUCCCUGCAUUGUAUUUUGCGAAGAAAGCAAAGUUAUCUGCCUUCAGUUUAGGUAGAUGUAGUGCACUAGUUGUGGAUAUCGGGGCGAGUUCACUAAAUGUAACCCCCGUGUAUGAAGGAUACGUGCUGCAGAAAAACUCCUUCGAAUUUAACAUUGGCGGGGAUUACUUUGACCGUUUGAUUUAUGCUUUGCUGAGGAAGGACCAAGUGAGGGUCAUUCCGUAUUACCAGCAGCGGCUGGGGUGGAGCGCCGGCGUGGCUACCUGUUCUGGUAUCGUCUCACCCUACGCCAAUGUGCAUACCUCCUACGAGGAAGAAGCCAUUUUAGACGUCAUUCGCUACAUGAAGGAGAGCAUCUGCAGAGUUCGCGUCGGACAAAAUGAAUCUACUAAUAAAAAGAAUGAAAGUACGACGGGGAGUGUGAAAAAUGGAAAGGAGGGGGAAUCUCCCGGGCAAACAAACAACGGUGCAAAAAAUGGUAAUGCACCCACCAAAUGGAAAACGGGGCAAGACGAAGAGGAAGAGGAAUUCUUUGAAUUACCCGAUGGGGUAAAAAUCAAGACAGACCAUUACAAGUACGACAUUGCAGAGGAAUUAUUUCGUGCUGUUCCAUCGGAUCAAAAUUUCAAUGGACUACCAGAAGCAAUAGUUAAAUGUAUCAUCUCGUCGGAUGUAGACAUACGGAAGGAAUUGCUGCAGGCCAUUAUUGUCACGGGCGGAUCUUCUCUCUUUCCUGGGUUGGUUGAUCGUCUAUACAACUCGCUAAGAGAGAAGGAGUGCUUUUCGCAAACCAUCAAAAUGAAGAUCCUAAACAUGACUUCCACCGUGGAAAGUCUGUACUCCUCCUGGUUGGGGGGUUCCAUACUGGCCAGUCUGGGGACCUUCCAGCAGUUGUGGGUUUCUCGGGCGGAGUACGAAGAAGGGGGUCACUCCAUCAUCCUCGAUCGCUGCUUCUGA
Molecule: messenger RNA, 1491 nt
Organism: Plasmodium coatneyi
Lineage: Eukaryota; Apicomplexa; Aconoidasida; Haemosporida; Plasmodiidae
Product: Actin
Exons: 1
Coding region: 1-1491 (496 amino acids)
Biological process (GO): regulation of transcription by RNA polymerase II
Cellular component (GO): NuA4 histone acetyltransferase complex; SWI/SNF complex
Molecular function (GO): chromatin binding
Source: RefSeq, a predicted model, not a curated record